Clonostachys rhizophaga is the source of this 222-nucleotide messenger RNA. The record is from the annotation of a GenBank genome assembly. NCBI's taxonomy places the organism in Eukaryota, Fungi, Ascomycota, Sordariomycetes, Hypocreales, Bionectriaceae.
AUGAAGUUCCUCGCUACCGUCGUCCUCUUCGCUGCCACCUCCAUGGCUACUGCCGCACCCGCCCCCGACGUCAACGACGAAGGAAGCAACGGCCAGUGCCAGAAUGUUGGGCAGCGCUGCAACUACAGCAUUCACCCGGCGCUCGCUUGUUGCCCCGGGCUCCAGUGCUACACCCCUCCCGGAUCUCCUCCUGGUGCCUAUGGAUACUGCCGCAAGAACUGA